UGCAGGUGGUUGAGCAAACGGCGUUUCCGCGCGGAGCUCCCUCGGCGGGUCCCCCCUCCUUCUCUUCCCCUCCCGCCCCCUUCCCCCGAGACCCCAGACAUGGUCGGCCGGCUUAGCCUGCAGGAUGUCCCCGAGCUCCUGGACAUGAAGAAGAAGGGGGACGGAGUACUGGAUAGCCCGGACUCGGGACUGCCCCCGAGCCCCAGCCCCAGCCACUGGCUGCUGGCCCCAGGCGGCGGCGGCGGCGGCUGUGGCGGAGGCGCGGAGCGGGGGCUGGCCCCGGGACUGCUGGAGCCCGACGCAGCAGCGCCCGGACCCACUGCCGCGAAUUCUGCCUUGCUACCCAAUGCCCUGGGUCCUGGCUGCCCUCCAAGGCUCUGCCCUCUGUCUUUUGGUGAGGGAGUACAGUUUGAUCCACAGCCUCCAAAGGAAAUAAGGUACACCUCCUCGGUGAAGUAUGACUCGGAGAAGCAUUUCAUCGACAACAUCUAUAUGCCCGUGGGUCUGGUGGUCUCCUCCUGCAGCCAGACCGUGGUCUGCAUACCCGGCUGCACCUGGCAGAACUACAAAGCUGAGCUCCGCUUCGAGCCCCGAAACAAGGCCCUGCGAUUUCUCAGCACCACCAUUGUCUACCCCAAGCACACUAAGACCGUCUACACCACCACCCUGGAUUACAACUGCAGGAAGUCCACGAGGCGGUUUUUGUCCAGCGUGGAACUGGAAGCCUCGGAAUGCCCAGCAAGUGAUUACCUCUUGGAUGAAUGCUGAAUGAGACGUCUGGGGGCGGGGGGGGGAUGGAAUGGAAGUUGGUCCUUCUGAGUGUGUUGCUCUCUUCUUUGAUCUUUCUAAGUGAAAAUGGGCAAUGCCUUUAUUACCCAGUCAUUUUCAACUCUGAAGCAGUCUUCUCUAUCAUUCUAGCUUCGUGUGUCCAGCCUCGGCAAAAGAGAGAGAUAAAAAUAAAAACCCACCUAUGGCAUCUUUUGUUACUGUGGGAAUUUGAUUUUAACUUUUCUUUUUAAAGGCAUUUAAUUUUCUUGGCCCACAGUUGCAUAUCCCCCAAAGUAUCGAUCAAAUAACAGAUAAAGGGAAUAUCUAAGUAAAAGGGAAAGUAGAAAAAAAAUCCCAACCUUUGAAAUAGGAAGCAUAGCUCCUCCUAUAUAUAGGGAAGGCAGAGCUGGUCUGUGGUGGAUUGUGGAAAAAGUCUUCUGGGGGGAAAGAGUGAGCUUCUCAUUUUAAGCAACUUCUGUUGGAAGUAAUGGGACUCAUUGCCUGAGCUGUCCCACCCAUAUGGGCUCAAUCUGUGUAAACUGAGGUCCAUGAGUUAUUUCUGUUUCAAUCAAAAUGCAGACCUUGUCCUUCCUGUUUGCUGAAGAUUCUGGAAUUUCCUAGAUCUUUUUCAACCAGUGGUUGAAAAAUCCCAGAAGCCUGUUCUAAGGCGAUGUUUCCACCAUGGCUGUCUUAUGAACGUUGCUGGAAGUCACUUGGAAAUUUAGUUAACUGGUCUCCGAAGACAAGACCAAAAGACUGGUUAACCAUUCCACUAGUCAUGAGGAAAGCCUCUUGUCUUCUUAUCCGAGGGCCCUGGCAACAAGCCUUGCAGUCUCUGGAAUCCUGCUAACAACGCCACAGACUCAUGGAACUCUUCUGAUAUGUGCAUUGGGGUUUCCAAAUACUUUCCUAGGCUCCAUAAGGCAAAACAUAGUGUGGCACAUAUUUGAGAGAAAUGUCAUUUUUAAGGCUGCUUGGAUGGAAUGCUUUUAGGAUUUCUCAGGAUUGAUGCCUUUUGACUCACAACUGGAAAUGACUGGCAUGGGUCACGUCUGGGUAUUAUUUAGGAGGGAAACAUAUCUAUAUACCCUAGAUUCUCUGGAAGCUUGUAAUAGUGUCCUUACUCAAGCCUCACACACGUUUUGUCCAAAGUAAGUUACAUUCAGAGCAGAAUCCCUGUUGCUUGAAGGGCAGUCAAUGCCUUAAGCUUAAUUCCAGGUGGCAGAAGAAAAAGAAAAUCUAACUUUGGGAUCAAAUUUGAAUUCCAAUCAAAGGAAGAUCAUAAUCAAAGCAUCCAACCUUGUUACUAUGACACAAGGUUUUGAUGUUUGCUAAAGGGCCAAAGGAUCCUCUCGGGUUCUCAACAUCAGCUAAGAUGAUCCCUAGAAAGAAAUCAGCCAGAAGAGAGCAUCUCUAUGUGGGUCACUCAUAGAGAUUCCAGGCAGGCAAACUGUCCCUUCUCUUAGGCCUCUGUACUCCUUCUGAAGCCCUUGCUCUCCCCCAGUGUUCCCCCUCAGUAUGAGUCCCCACUAACUUUGGCUCCUGUUGCCUGCCAAACCCCCAUUUCAUAUUAAGCAAGGCAGAGGUGGGAAGUGGAAGGAAGUGGGCAGGUCAUGGUACAAAAACAUGCAUCAGAGCAUUGAAUUACAGUGUGGAAGGGUCUUGAGCAGCCCAAGGAAGACAAGGAAACAUGUCUGGUCCUUCUUCUCUGGCUCAGGACCUCCUCCAGUCAAGGUGGUGGGCCUCUCUGAAGGCCUGCUGUGGUCCUCUCUGGAGCCAAAGCUUUUUAAUUCUCUGUUGAGGUUAAGAGAGCAGAGAGAUUUGGGCAGAAUCUAAGGGGGCUGUUCAGGUGACGCAGCUCAGGUAAGCUUUCUGAGGCAAAGGAAGUGGGUGGGUGGCUUUUGUCUUCCUGUUAGAAGGAGCAAAACACAGAUAGGCUCUUUGAGUAGUUCUAAUUCAGGCUCUCUCAACUACCAAGCUGUGGAACCUUGGGCAAGCCAUCUGAGUUCUUCAGGCCUCACUUUUCUCCUCUUUAAAAGGAGGUUGGAAUAGACAAUCUCAAGAGUGCAGAGACAAGCUCUAAAAUUCGGCAGCCCUCUUAUGGGCAUAGACUACCGUAAAUGGCAAAUAGGCCAUGCUUCUUUUCUAAAUAACUUAUGAUUACUUUUAAUGGCAUAGGUCGGUUUAAAAAGCAGAAAUGGUUGAUAUUCAAAGAACCCAACUGCCGUAUCUGGUGAUUUCUGCUCCCCUUCAUUGGGGGGGGCACUGGUAGUAAACUUUUAACAACCAGCUCUCAGGGGGAAGGGAAGCUUACAUACACACCUUUAAAUUUAAUCUGUAUCAUUCAUAUUUUCUCCAUCAUUUUCUUAAGUCUAGAUAAUCCACAGAACAGUAAGCCAAGCCAUGAUCUGUAGCUUUUACUGGUUUCCAAGGUGUAAAUGCUCAUGCUGCAAAAUUAACAAUGAGCUAGUUAGAGCUGGCUCCAGCAUACCCUUUCUCAUAAUGAAGUUACGGAGAUCAGCAUGCUUCUUUGGAGACCGUGACACCUUCAGAGCAGAAUUGCUCAAUGCUGAUUUCAAAAUUAUAAUAGACAUUAUUUUGUUUUUCUAAAUACAUGUUGAACUCAGGCCAAGUAGCUGACUUUGCAUUAAAUAACGUGAUACUGAACAGGGCUGCGGGAAGCUGGAGGGCUUUUGGACUCUAGAUUUCACUCCAGAGCCAAUCAGCGAAGUGCUGCACCAAUGUCCAUUGGCUACUUAUGGGCCAAUGAGAAAGAAUUCAAAUAGGGAAUUCAUGGUAAAAUCUUAGCUUUAUAAUAUGGAAGAACAGUGGGGGAGGGGCUGCAAUAUCAUUGUAAUAUGUAAUUUGGGUUGCUUGUAAAUGUGAUGUCAUUUAAAAUGUCGAGAAAUGCCUUUCAUUUUUUUUCAUUGUUCUGUCCAGAUAUUUUACUUGGAUUAAAUUUACAGCACAGGAACAAACAACCGACCUCACCCCCCCCCCCCAAACGGUAUUGUUGACUGAGCAGGAAGAGCCUCAUUGGGAGGAGAAAUCACUUUUCUGGCCAAGCAUAGAUUGGAUUUCUCAUCUGAGAGCCAUCCUUAAGUGAGAGUAUUGUUUAGGUGAAGAAGUUAAGUUUGCAGGAAGGUAGUGAGGUGGUUGAGAAGCCGUAAGGGUGGGGAGGUGAGUGAGCUCAGUGAAGACGUGAUUGUGAAAAGGAAAUGUUUGUGUUCUUUUAUCUGGAAGUUAUUCAGUGGGGAAUCAGCAGAGCUCCUUCUAGCCUUCCCUUUUCUAGCCGAUUUUCUGAAAGAGCCCAAGAAAGGCAGCCUAGGGCAACUGGACAUUUUCCAAGGAGACUUAGCUUUGGGAAACAUGGACUGAACGACCAAUACAUUCCUAUGGGAGCCAGGGCUGCCUCUGCUGUCACUGCUCCGCUUCUUAGAACCUAUUUAUUCAGAAACGCCUCCAGGAGGGCCAAUUUAUUUGUCUUGCCUUCAUUCAAAGUGGUUUUCGCUCUGUCUACUUGUUAACGAUGACUUCAAAGGAUUGCCAAGUUGACCUGUUAAAAAUGUGCACAAGAGUGACUAAGAAUCAUUUAUUUGUAUCUUAGGGGAGGCACUGGUUUCCUUUGCCAUUGUUUAUACUUUUAAAGAUUUUGAAGAGAAAGUACACUGAUCAAUCUCCCCAUACUCCAACCUUAGGAAACCCAGAAUGUUGUUUCACCGAAACUGUGGUCUUCUGUCUCUGGUCUUCCUCUUCUCCCUUUUCCACACCACUCCCAUUUGCUUGUUACUUUUUCAUUUAACAAUAAAUUAUCUGAAAUAUAACUCCA
This is a messenger RNA of Phascolarctos cinereus (koala), 4597 nucleotides long. RefSeq names its product refilin B (gene RFLNB). Gene Ontology annotation, molecular function: filamin binding. Gene Ontology annotation, cellular component: actin filament bundle. Gene Ontology annotation, biological process: actin filament bundle organization; skeletal system morphogenesis; negative regulation of chondrocyte development. The record is from RefSeq and is a predicted model, not a curated record. NCBI's taxonomy places the organism in Eukaryota, Metazoa, Chordata, Mammalia, Diprotodontia, Phascolarctidae.